Messenger RNA from Plasmopara halstedii, 2907 nucleotides. Its product is annotated as Protein phosphatase 1, regulatory subunit, and related proteins. The coding region runs from base 1 to 2907 and encodes 968 amino acids. Gene Ontology annotation, molecular function: cytoskeletal motor activity; protein binding. Lineage: Eukaryota; Oomycota; Peronosporomycetes; Peronosporales; Peronosporaceae. The record is from RefSeq and is a predicted model, not a curated record. The transcript has 7 exons. Gene Ontology annotation, cellular component: cytoplasm.
AUGGCACCACCACCGCCGCCACCGCUAGAGCCUGCUCUCGGUCUCAAUAUUAUCAGUCACGUAAAUGCAGGCCUCGAAUAUAUUGAUGAUCUAGAAAACGACGAAGUGUGCGAAGAGCUAGUUGAGCAAAUGAAUCUACACGGGAAUUCGGUUCAGUCAAUGGACGGACUCGAAGUUUACACCGGAUUGGUGGAACUCUGCCUAUCAAGCAAUUGUAUCGAAGAGAUCGCAUUUCAUGCCCUGCAACCAUUGGUGCAUCUCCGCGUCCUUGAUUUAUCAGCUAAUCGCAUUUUGUCCACGCUAGGAUUUCCACAAUUGCCACGUCUUGAGGAGUUAUCGAUAGCGCACAAUUGUUUGCAAGGUUUAGAUGGUUUGAUCCGUCCCAUAAAGUUUCCAAAGCUGCACUAUUUGGAUCUUCGAGGCAACGAAAUAGCAGAAUUUAAUGACGUGCUCGUGCUGCAACGACUCAAACGCCUCGCUCACGUUCGACUGCAAGCAAUAAGCGGUAAACAAGCCAACCCGGUCUGCGAACUCGAUGGUUAUCACCAAAUCAUGAUUCAGAUGCUACCACGACUAAGGCUAUUGGACGAAGAGGAAAUAGACAUUUUGAAAGAAAUGGGCAGUUUGCACAUGCCAAAAUACCAGUCAUUCAUGCGUCGAAUUGUCGAAAGCAAUCGCCCUCAUCGAAUCUCGAAUCGAAUGUUACGUAAUACUAGACAAAAUCGAUCAGAUAUCGACGAUAACGAUCAAGACGAAAUAGUACCGGCAAAACGAUACACUGAUAGGGAGCGAUCGAACGCAAAACCUCUUAGUGGUGAUACAAAAAAUAGCCGACUUCACCAAGAUUCGUGUACAGCGCAAAACGAGGAUAAGACAUUGCCAGCGCAAAAGCUCGUAGUGAAGGAUAUGAGUACAAACACGAGUGUGGAUCUAGAGAAAGACAUCUUAGAACGUGAGCAUACCAUUGCACAGAAAGAGACUGAGCUGCUUGAAAUAGAAAAGGCUUUUCUUACGAAAGAGAAUUAUUUUCUUGUUCGGGAAGAUAGCCUCAAAGCUCAAAUUUGUGAUCUGCAAGAUCAAGUGAAGGCUGCUGAAGCGAGAGCAAUUAAAGCUGAUGCCACAGUGCUGGAGCUGUCCAAUCAUCUUCUCAAAAGAGAAAACGAACAAACAGCUGCAGCGUUAGCAUCCGAUGACGAAAAGAAAUCUGCUCAAAAUUGUUAUACUGAGCAGCAAUCAAAGUACGAAGUUUCUCUUGCAGCACUGAAGACCACACACCAACAAGAGGUUGAUCAUCUUGACGCACAAAACGCCGAGUUAGAGAAACAGGUAGCGGAAAUCAAUAUUGAGUUUGAAGCUUUCAAGCAGAGACUUCUUGAUGCCGAAGAGCGCAUUAAACAUAAAAGCGAUAAAGUCAAGGCUAGCAAGUCUAAAGUAGCUGAACUUACAGGAGAGCUAGAGCUUGCUCUCAAAACACACGAAGCUAUCGCAAAACCGCUUUCGGACGAAAACAAAUAUUUAAAAGAUCGCGUGGAGCAAGCUGACAAGCGUAGUGGUGAGCUAGAAAAGCAAGUGACUGAGCUGAAAUCGAACGUUGAGACGGUGUAUAAUAAAUGUAUUGAAAGGGACGAGACUAUUCAGCACUUAAAAAAGAGUCUUCUAGCUCGCCAAGACGACAUUGAUGCGCUAAAACUGCAGCACGAAAAAGACUGCAUGCGCCACGAAAAGUUUCAGCAACAGCAGCAAGACGUCUAUGAGCGGCAGCUCCAAACAUCAAUCAUUCAACUCGAGAUGGAGUUUCGAAAAGAGUACCAUCAAUGUGCGCAGAAACUUCAGACAGCGCAACGCAAAACCCAAGAGCGAUCAAAGGAUGUCAAGCGUCUUCGAGAUGCUUAUCAACACAGUCUUCAGCGCGAAGCAGCUGCCAAAGUCGAAAUUGAAAAACUUCAGGCCAUUCUAGCAGACGAUCAGAAGAGGCUUCUCGUUGAAGAUGCCAAGCGUGUGGACACAUAUAAAGCAGCAAUUCGUGAAGAAAGAGCCAAGUGCAAGGAACUCGAACAUUGUCUGAUGAAAGAGCAGGAAAAUUAUGCUCAAAUGGCUGCUGUCAGUGCAGAGCGGGACGAACAGAGGAUUGAAAAUGAGCGACUUUGCAACGAUAUUUCCUUGCUAAAGGAGCAGCUCGAAAAGUGGAAUAAAGUUGAGGAUGAUUUACGAGCUGCUUUAAAAGUCAAAGAUGUAAUGCUGGCGGACCAACUCCGUCAAAUUAAGGAGUUGACGCAAGAACGUCGUCGAAUCGACGCGCAGGUUGAUGAAGAAAUGGCCGAAUACCAGACGCAGAUCGAAGAGUUAGAGGCUGCGUUAGACGAGAGUCUUCGAAAGGCAGCUGAAGAAGAGGUGAAGAAUGAAACACUGGACACGAAGCUUAUUGCUUUAGAAAAAGAUACGCUUAAGAAAGAUGAUCAGCUGAAAUCGCUUCGCACUGAAUUAGAGCAAAAAGUGUCGGCACUCGAGUUUCUUGAUCAAGAAAUGCAACGCAUGCGAAAAAUUCUUGAAAAUCAAGAUGAUCGGUUUCAAAAACGAAUGCAAACACAUCUCGAGCAACAUCAAGAAACAGUUGAACGCAUUCGAGCAAGUGCUGAAGAAGAACGAGAGCAUCAACUUCAGAGAUGGAAAGCUGAAAGAAGGGAAAUGAUGCUUAAAUAUGAGACAUUGAGCACUGAAAUGGAGAACGUGGCUGCUGUAAAUGCAAAGCUGCGUGUGACAUUGGAUGAGGAACGCAGAAAAACAGCACAAAAUGACCACGAUAUGCGAAUUUUGCUGAUGCAGAUCGAUCAUGAGCGACAAUCAAAGAAAAAACAUUUGCACCAAAUCAAGUCUUUGUUUGAGCAAUUGCAGCGUGAAUCAUCCUAA